UGUCACCGGCAGGUUGCACAAUGUUGGAGGUUAUGAACAUCGGGAACAAUAAGAUAGACGGGACAUUUCCAUGCCAUUUAAAGGCUAUAUCAAGUCUCCGUGUCCUUGUUUUACGAUCCAACAAAUUGCAUGGGGAAAUUGGAUGUCCACAGAGUCCUAGCACUUGGCAAAAGCUACAAAUCAUUGACCUGUCUUCAAACAAUAUUGGUGGCAUAUUGCCUGCCAGUCUCCUCACAUCUUGGGAGGCUAUGAAGGCUAAUGUAGACUUCAAUCACCUACAGUAUCAAUAUUCCCAACUGCGUGGGGUCUAUUAUCAAGAUACGAUGAGUGUAACCUUGAAAGGUCUACAUGUAGAACUCGUCAAGAUUUUGACUGUUUUCACAUCGAUCGACUUCUCGAGUAAUAGAUUGGAAGGUCCAAUACCAGAUACCAUUGGAGAUCUCAAAGCACUUUAUUUCUUGAACCUAUCACAUAAUGCAAUAUUGGGUUCAAUUCCUCCUGUUUUGGGGAAUCUGCAUCAACUUGAGUCAUUGGACCUAUCAUGGAACUACCUCAAUGGAAGCAUACCGGCUCAGCUUGUGAAUCUUGAUUUCCUUUCGUUCUUGAACCUCUCAAACAAUCAACUUGUAGGAAGCAUCCCAACAAGUGGACAAUUUCUCACGUUUUCCGAAAGUUCUUUUGAAGGAAACCUCGGAUUGUGUGGGCUUAUGCUCAACAAGAGUUGCUCAAUUACCACGAACGGGACGAAAGAAGCUGGUGACGAUCACAAUAAUGAUGAUGGCGAGAAGAUGUGGUUUUACAUGAGCAUGUUGCUUGGAUUCGUUGUUGGCUUUUGGGUAUUUUGUGGUCCGUUAGUCUUUAUCAGAUCAUGGAGGUUUGCUUAUUAUCGAUUCUGGGAUAUAGUGCUGUUUAGACACUCAUGUCCAUGAAGAUUUCCACCGUAUCUUAGUUAUUGAACUUGAAUAAGAAUAUUUUCAUCCUUUCUUCUCUUCA
Molecule: messenger RNA, 993 nt
Organism: Eucalyptus grandis
Lineage: Eukaryota; Viridiplantae; Streptophyta; Magnoliopsida; Myrtales; Myrtaceae
Product: putative receptor like protein 25
Exons: 1
Coding region: 21-929 (302 amino acids)
Molecular function (GO): protein binding
Source: RefSeq, a predicted model, not a curated record